AUGAAGAUAUUCAUAACGGGAAGCCUCGUGGCUUUCGCAGCGGGACAGGAUAAUCUUGGGCUUUCCGGAGGAUAUAACAACUUGCAAUCAAGCGACUUCAAAGGCACGAUCGUCAAGUCAUCUGGAACGCUUGCUUCGCUCAAUUCGAGUAGCACGGGCUUUAAUUUCCUGCCAACCGAUCUGUUAUCUCAGCUGGCUCAGAACGGUGCCCACCACCUGGGAGACAUUACCUUCCGGUAUCGAACCUUGAGUAGCACAUCGUGGACCAGUGUUGAUUCUGCUACCUCCAGGAAAGCAGUCACGCAGUUGCAAAGCCUGGGGACUGGAGUUAUCGCUGGUGCGGAUCUAGCACCGACACUUGGAUCAGCCCGUCCACUAAAGGUCACCCGAGAAUGGCUUACCUCCGGCAGCGGUUUGGCUCUGAGAUUCAACUUCACAAACACCGGGUCAUCGUCCAUCGAACUUGGAAGCCUGGGUAUUCCUGUCGCCAUCAACAACAUCUUUACCAACCGCCUCGCAACAGAUACACAAGCGAAGUGCUCUUUCGCUGAUCCCUACGUUGGACUUGAUGCAGGAUUCGUUAGGGUGACUCCUUUGUCAGGUACCGGAAAUGCGCUUGUCAUCGCACCUUUGGGAUCAAGCAAUUUCGAGGCCUGGCGAUUUCUUCAAGAAUCUCCGGGCUCGUUUGGCUACCAAGGGCAAACCUACGAAGGAAAUUAUGAGUGGCAAAUCCACAGCUUGGCAUACGCGCAAAAUGAGUGGAAGAGCACCACGCCAUGGAAUACAGCUACGUCAAAGACACUUGCGGCCGGAGAAAUGUAUUCAGUGGGUGUGCGGUUCGUCUUGGCUGACUCCAUUCAUACCAUCGAAGAUGCUGUGGUGAAGAGUGGCACGCCUCUCGCUGUUGGCAUUCCCGGCUACGUCGUGCCAUCAGAUCUGACUACACGACUGUAUCUCAACUACACAUCUGCCGUAAAAUCCAUUGACGCGGCUGAUUUCACGAUCGCAGGGCCGUCUACUACCCCAGCGGGCGUGCUGUACUCGCUUACGCCGAAAAGCUCCGCCUGGGGCAGAUCGCGUAUCACUGUAACCUAUGCGGACGGAAAGAAACAAACGGUGCACUAUCAUGUCACGAAAGAUUCAUCUUCAACCCUCGCAGACAUGGGGAAUUUCUUCACUACUAGAGCGUAUUUUAACAAGACAUCCGAUCCAUUCAACCGGGCACCAUCCAUUAUGACUUAUGAUCACGAAGCAGGCGCAAUCGUAGAACAGGACAGCCGUGUGUGGAUUGCCGGCUUCAGCGAUGAGGGCGGAACAGGUGCCUACCUUGCAACAGCUAUGAAAGAAUUUGUACAGCCCAAUGCCAAGGAGGUCUCACUCUUCGAUGACUUUAUCCAAGAUACUGUUGUGGGUACUCUUCAGCAGAAUGGUAGCUUUGGAGUCGUGGCCAGCACAUUUUACUACCAGCCUGGUGCAGUCAACUACACGUACAAUUCCGCCUUCGACUGGACGUCGUGGACAUCAUGGGAUAAGGCGCGUGCUUACACAACGCGUAGAGCAUAUAAUUAUGUCCAUCCUAUUGCUGCAUACUGGUCCAUGUACCGCGUUGCAAGGGAUUACCCUGAAAAGAAGCUUCGACAGGACUGGUCGUGGUAUCUGAAUCGAGCUUAUAAUACUACCCAGUACUGUCUCUCCAAUCGGGCUGCAAAUUGCGACUACGGACUUGUCGGACUGAUGGGUGAAUGGGUACUUGGCGAACUUCUCGAGGAUCUGAAGCGCGAGGGUUUGACGAGUCAAGUGACCGAGCUGGAGGCAACAAUGCGAUAUCGCGCCAACCUCUGGGAAACUGAAGCGGUUCCUUUUGGCAGCGAGAUGGCCUGGGACUCCACAGGCCAGGAAGGUGUAUAUUACUGGACUAACUACUUCAACCUCACUAAAACGCCCAUCAAAGCCAUUAACUCAAUAUUCGGCUACAUGCCAACUAUUGCGCACUGGGGCUGGAACGGAAAUGCCCGCCGCUACUGGGACUUCAACUACGCCGCGAAGAUCGCACAAACGGAGCGCCAAUUGCACCACUAUGGGUCAGGUCUGAAUUCUCUCCCCAUGCUCAAUCACUAUGAGCAGCACCCCACAGACUUGUACGCGCUCCGUGUUGGGUACGGAGGCAACAUGGCCCCUCUGACGAAUAUCCACCAGGAUGGUUUUGCGAGCGCUGCUUUCCACAGCUUUCCUGAUCUGCUUAAGUGGGACCCUUACAGUGGGGACUAUGGGCCGGGAUUUCUGGGGUUGAGCUUGGGUCAGUGCGUAUACAUCUUGAGUAAUACGAAGUAUGGUGAUAUUGCAUUCGGCGGCAAUUUGCUAUCGACGUCCGGUGCGUCGAUCAUCUCGGUUGCACCUAGGGAUGCUGUCAAAAGACGUGUGUUCAUCGCGGACCUGGGGCUCAAGGCGGAGAUCAGCGCGGGAAUCAUUUCGAAGGUUGACUUUGACAAGAGUGGUAGCACGGUUACGCUGACGCUAGCGAGUGCAUCACGGUCAGGUGAUCUGCAAGCCAAAUCGGCGAUUGUGUGGCUGAAGCAGCCGGGGAGCUUGAGCGUGGGAUACAAGAUUGAUGGAGCUAAAACGAAAAGGGCCGGGUGGAGUGUGGAUCUUUCUAGUGGACAGGCAACGGUGAAAGUUGUGAAGGCGUAG
Paraphaeosphaeria sporulosa is the source of this 2688-nucleotide messenger RNA. RefSeq lists its product as uncharacterized. Lineage: Eukaryota; Fungi; Ascomycota; Dothideomycetes; Pleosporales; Didymosphaeriaceae. Bases 1 to 2688 code for a protein of 895 amino acids. The transcript has 2 exons. The record is from RefSeq and is a predicted model, not a curated record.